AGAGCUGCUCCUAAAAUUGAAAUAUAAUUUGAAAUUGAAACUUUUUCAGUUUUUUUAUUGAUUUGAUUACAGGAAAAAUUCCAAAAAUUCUUAUCCAAAAAUAACGCCUCCAAUUUUGUUUACUCAACAGACAGAGUUAACGGCAAUUUUUAUUAACAGCGCGCCGCGGUUCGCUGUUAUUAACAUUUUAACUAUAUGUUAGCCGAACUGUCAGGCGUAUUGCAGCACACGCUUAGCUAAGAAAUUAAUAAAUAAGCAUUUCAGCUAAAGGUGAAAAUUGCUAAAAAUGUCCUCUGAACGCAGCGAUCCCAAAGAUUCCAGCUCCCCCUCGUCGCCCACCUCCCAAAUUGCUGUAGAGUGGAAGCCCCCCGUAGAUACAUAUAUAAAGUGUCCUUAUGACGCUGGGCAUCGCAUACUGCGCAGCCGUUUAUCCUGGCACUUGACCAGAUGCGCUCGCAAUCAUCCCGGCAGCAAUAUGAUACGCUGCCCCUUCAAUACCACCCAUGUGGUGCAUAGCUCCGACAUGGAUUCGCAUGUUAAGAACUGCACGAACCGAAUUGACUUCGUGAGAUUUCAAAACCCCGAUAUGUUGCCGCCCAAAGAGCCACUUGCCUCGCCUGUCGACUUGGUCGAGUCCUCCGAGAACUGGGAUGAUGAGCCCCCGGUGGAAACCUACGAUCCGAGAGCCUACUGCGAACAGAACCUAGUCAUACGCAGCUUAGUCGGUGCGCCGCCAGCUUCGCGGCGCGUUUUUCGCGAACUCGAGCGAAAGCGUUUCCAGCAAAUUAGCCAAGGCAAGAACAACUAAAAUGUGAUUUAGCCUUAUCUUCACAUACAUACAUGCAAACAUACACACACUUAACUUUAUUUGCAUUUAAACAUUAUGUAUGCAGAAAUGCCUAAUCGCAACGGCUCGUUCCAGUCAGUGUUGUAAAUGCUCACAAUUAUUUAGUACUAAAAAUAGGCAUGUUAUUUAAACGUUUAUUACUAAAUGUAAAGCUAGAAUAUAA
Drosophila montana is the source of this 1010-nucleotide messenger RNA. Its product is annotated as gametocyte-specific factor 1 homolog. Lineage: Eukaryota; Metazoa; Arthropoda; Insecta; Diptera; Drosophilidae. The record is from RefSeq and is a predicted model, not a curated record. The transcript has 3 exons. The coding region runs from base 287 to 808 and encodes 173 amino acids.